AUGACGGCUGCGUUGCUUGUGCUCGCAUUCGCUUUGCUGGCGGCCUCGACUCACACCGGAGUUGCAGCUCUAGGUCAUUGUUCUUCAUAUGGUGUGUACCUCAAUGAUGACUUCGAUUCAUCAGCUGUUCUGAACACAAAUUUCUGGUCGUCGUCGUCGUCUGGUGUGCUUGUCCAGAAGGCUUGUACAAACAUCAGUAGUAAUGCUAUAUUAAGUGGCAACGUACUGGUAUUUGGAGCAACGGCGGACACUUCACGGCAGCUGACGAGCAAACGGCUCAAUCUUAAGAACGCCGAAGCGAUUACAUUUGAUGCCGCGGCCUGUCCCUAUCCUGCUACUACAGCUACAAUCACGGCUACUUUGUCUUACUCUACUGACGGAGGCAACACGUAUCAGGCGGCCAGAUAUUUUACAGUGAGGAAGAAUGGGCCCGGAGUGCACGUUGUCGUCUCGGUCACACUAGCAAUGAAACUGUCUGCUAGCGUCUAUUUGCGUGUCGAGCAGAACUCGUCGUUUGGUGGUCAAGGCAGUCAAGCGUGGUCAAUCGACAAUUUUGCUGUUUUGGGGCAAGGACCACAAGAAAUCGAUGAAAAUUUUGAUAAUCUAACGGCGUGUCAUCUGUUGAGUCAGUCUUCUGAUGAUGUUAAACCCUAUUGUUCAUCGUCCGGCAAUGCCUUGGUCUUCUCUGGACAGGCGUCGUCAUCGGUCGGUCAUUAUGUGACUUCGAUCCCCCUCUUCAUUCCACACACCGGAAAUGCUCCAGGUACACCCACAGGUGUCGCAUUUAAAGAAGAUUUCGAGCCGAUUCCUGCUAUACCGGGCACUAAGUGGGCUGACAUUAGUGGCGGAAGAAUAUCUAUCCCCGAGUGUGGAGCUAUCGAUUCGACCGGCGUAGGGUACGCAGCAUACUUUAACGACUCGGGCAACAGAUUUAUACAAACACAGAAGCUCGACCUAACACUGGCCAAAUCUCUGUCUUUCAACGUUCGAAUCGGAGGAUUAUCUGGAUGUGAAAAUGCCGACAAUGGAGAAGACGUUGUAGUCGAGUAUCAAGUACAAGGAAGCUCGACGUUCGUGCUACUGCGAACGCUUGUUUAUAGUGAUUACCGCACGGCUAAAACAGUUAACGUCAACCUCCCCACCUCAGCUCAGACGAAAGCCACUACACUUCGCUGGCGACAACUCUCGAACAGCGGCAGUGGGUUUGACGAGUGGGCCAUCGAUCACAUUCUUGUAGCAAAUCUCGUUUUCAUAAGUAGAGUCAUCUUUAGUGAGAAUUUCGAUACAACACCAACUAUUGGUAAUCACAUUUUGUUAGCUGGUAAUGAGGCUUUAGUCAUCAUAUAUCUCGAUUUUAGUGGUUCAAAGUGGGCUUCAAUUUCUGGAGGUACAUUUGCCACCCCGGACUGUGGUAGCAUCGGUCUUUCUGGCACCAGUACUCGAGCAGCUUUCUUCCAAAAUUCGGGAACUCGUAGCAUUCAAACGCAACCGUUGAAUCUCAUCGAUGCCCUGACUCUGUCGUUUCGUGUUCGUAUCGGCGGUUCUACCGGUAGCACUUGCGAGACUGCCGAUUCAAACGAGGAUGUUGUUGUUGAAUACCAAUCCGGAAGUACAGCGUUUACAAGAUUACGACUGUUGGCUUACGACGGUUAUCUAACAGCAACUAACGUGACCAUUAAUCUUCCUGCUGCGGCUCAAAAAGCUGCAACGACUUUGAGAUGGCGUCAGUUAACAAACAGUGGCUCGAACUUGGACGAAUGGGCAAUCGACGACAUUCAAAUACUACGAACAGAUGUCGGAACAACUCCAACUGCAGUACCAACUACUCCAACUCUUGCAACAAUAUUUCUUGAGAAUUUUGACACGACACCUACAGUCCCAGGUGCCAAGUGGCAAGCAAUUCAAGGAGGCACGUUUACUACACCAGACUGCGGCAGCAUUGAUCCUGGUUUCAGCUCAAAUGCUGCUUUUUUCAGUCAGUCAGGAACUCGAUAUAUUCAGUCGGCAGCAUUGGACCUGAGCAACUCUGUGUAA
Corticium candelabrum is the source of this 2034-nucleotide messenger RNA. RefSeq names its product reelin-like. Gene Ontology annotation, molecular function: lipoprotein particle receptor binding. Lineage: Eukaryota; Metazoa; Porifera; Homoscleromorpha; Homosclerophorida; Plakinidae. The transcript is spliced from 14 exons. Bases 1 to 2034 code for a protein of 677 amino acids. Gene Ontology annotation, biological process: neuron migration; central nervous system development. The record is from RefSeq and is a predicted model, not a curated record.